UUACAAUAUAAACAGUCUGGCUGGAUAUAUCUAAUAACGAAAAAAAAAGAGAUACAGACGGUCAAAAUAUAGAUUCGAUUCGGAUUCAAAAGUAUCCCAUCCAUCAAUCUAGAGUGUGUGUUGCGGUCUCGCAAAUUAAAAGUAUCUAUCUAUCUUUCUAACUACACGCACUCGUUUAUUUGAAACCGGUGCUGCUGCUGGAGGUGCCUGCUGUUGCUGCUGCUGGAUCCGGAUAAAAAUAUAGACGACACAGACACUGUAUAAAAUAAAACAAAAUUAAGACAAUGGCUCUGGGGGAUGAUGAUGAUAAUAAGAUGCCAUUGAAGGAUCGAACUUGCAAUGAUGAGGACACAGACUUGAAUAUGACAGCCGAGACUAGACUUGAACAAAGGCGAGAAAAUAUCCUAAAAUGGAUGAAACGACUGACAAUAGCUCUAAUCAUAUUGAUUGGAGUCUUUUUACUCGGCUAUAUGUUCUGGAAUCUAACUUUCAGUGUUUGUAAAUAUUUUAUAGAUGCCAAAGAGCCGAAACUUGUUGUGGAAGAUGUUCAUAUUGCGUCCUUAAAUGAUGGUGGAGUGGUGGUUCCGAUGAGAGAUGCUGAAUCGGUACCGGCUACAACAAUAACAAUACCGACAACAUUGAAACCAGAUUCUCGAGAUAAUUCAAUUAAAAAUAUACCAGAAGUAACGACAAAAGCUGCUGAAGUGCCUUCUCUUGAAGAAUUUGAGUCUAAAUUGGGUGUUUAUGAAAAAGCGGCUGUUUGUUCAGAUAGUGGCAUUUGCAGUAAAGUCGGCAGUGACAUAAUCAAACGUGGUGGCAAUGCCGUUGAUUCCGUUCUAUCUGUUCUCCUUUGCAAUGGUAUCGUCACAAUGCAAAGUAUGGGCAUUGGAGGUGGUUUUAUAAUGAAUGUUUUCAUUAAAAAAGACAAUCGUGCUUAUACAAUCGAUGCCCGAGAAGUUGCACCAUUUAACGCCCACGAAAGUAUGUUUGUUAAACAACCAUCAGCAUCAUUGAGCUCACCCGAAGCAAUAGCAGUUCCUGGCGAAGUUAUGGGCUAUUAUCAAGCUCAUACUCGUUUUGGUUCAUUGCCAUGGAAACAGAUCAUAGAACCAGCGAUCAAAAUUUGCGAAGAAGGUUUUAUUAUGUCAGAACAUCAAUUUGGUGCUUUGGGCCUUAAACCAUCGGUUAAGAAUGAUACUCUUUUGAGAUCAGCUUUUGUCAAUAAUGCUACCGGUGAAUUCCAUGAGAUGGGUUCCAAAAUUAUGCCACCACGAGAACUUUGUCAGACUUAUGUCAAUCUUUCUAAAAACGGUCCAUUGGACUUUUAUAAUGGUUCGAUAGCUAAGGAUAUUGCUGCUGACUUAAAAGACUUGGGAAGUAUUGUAACUGCUGAUGAUCUCGAGGCUUAUAGUGCUGAUUUUGUAAGCUCGAUUUCAAUGCCUUUGGGAAGAGACACCCUGUAUGCGGUUCCACCAGUUGGUAGUGGUUCCGUUGUGGCACAUAUAUUGAGCAUUUUGAAUGGUUACAAUCUUACCAAAGACAGUUUUUCAAAUGAAACCACAAAGGCUUUGUUCUUACAUCGAAUGGCUGAAGCAUUCAAGUUUGGAUUUGCAAAACGGUGGGAACUUAGUGACAUGAGAUUUAAUGAUGAGCUCAGAGAUCUUGUAAGUCAACUAACCUCAACCGACUUUGGAGAAGAACUAAGAAAAAAGAUAAAUGAUUCAGCUACAAGUGAUAAUAAUGAGUUUUAUGGAGCAAGAUUUUCCUCUAAAGAUGACUUUGGAACUUCACACAUUUCAGUGUUAGCACCAAAUGGUGAUGCAGUUUCUGUAACAAGUUCUGUAAAUCAUUACUUUGGAGCAGGAUUCACUGGAAAACGUACUGGAAUUUUAUUCAAUAGUGGAAUGGAUGAUUUCUCCACUCCAGGGGUACCAAAUCAAUUUGAUUUACCUCCAGCACCAUCGAAUUUUAUUGAACCGCAAAAACGUGCAAUGUCUUCGAUGUCACCAAUGAUCUUGACAAAUAGCACAGGUCAUGUGAAGCUUGUUAUUGGAUCAGCUGGUGGUUCGAAAAUUAUUACAGCUGUAGCGCAGAUUAUUGCGAGAGUGGUUUGGUUUGGAGAAGAUAUUAAAACCGCAAUUGAUGCGCCAAGAAUUCAUCAUCAGCUGAUACCAAAUAUUUUGAGCUAUGAGAAUGAGAGUUUAGAGAGCAUAGCCAAGCUUUUAGAAGCUAAAGGACACAAAACAGUACGUUUUCUUGGUAGAGGAUCAACAAUGUGUGGAAUAGCACAAAAUCGAACGGCCAUUUAUGCGAAUGCAGAUUUUCGUAAAAGAGGUGGAAUAGAUGGUUUUUAGGAAAAAAAAAAACAACAAAUAUCCAUCAUCACUUGUAGUGUGUACACAAUUCUUAUACACAACAACAAUUUUUUUGUACAAAGUAAAAAAAAAAAAUGUGAAAAAAAACUC
Messenger RNA from Episyrphus balteatus (marmalade hoverfly), 2465 nucleotides. RefSeq names its product glutathione hydrolase 1 proenzyme-like. Gene Ontology annotation, cellular component: plasma membrane. Gene Ontology annotation, molecular function: glutathione gamma-glutamate hydrolase. The transcript is spliced from 9 exons. Gene Ontology annotation, biological process: glutathione catabolic process. Bases 285 to 2354 code for a protein of 689 amino acids. Lineage: Eukaryota; Metazoa; Arthropoda; Insecta; Diptera; Syrphidae. The record is from RefSeq and is a predicted model, not a curated record.